AUGAAUGAAGGUUUCUUUCAACACAAAGCCACAGUUGCCACGACACAUCAUCUCGUUAAUUGUUUUCCUCGGACGAUUGAUUGUCUUCUAACACUACUGACGGUGACAAUAGCUUUCUCCGGCAACCUUAAGAUAAUCGGAGUUGGAUUCAUAGCUAUAGCGGAAAUCAGAAAGGCUUUUAUUGUUUCCGAAGCUGGGGUACAAUCAUGA
Molecule: messenger RNA, 210 nt
Organism: Lactuca virosa
Lineage: Eukaryota; Viridiplantae; Streptophyta; Magnoliopsida; Asterales; Asteraceae
Source: the annotation of a GenBank genome assembly